AUGAUGGUUAUAGAUAGAGUGUUGAUUUUAUAUUUGAUUGUAGGGGAUUGUAGAGUUUUUUGUGAUUCCGCUGAUUGGGUACAUUUAUACUCUACUACUCCCAAAAGGACUUUGAAGAGACUUUUUGAUAAAGAGAAUUCAAUGUCCUUGGAAUGGUCUGAAACAUAUGGGUAUCUCAAUCUCAGCAAAACCUCAAAAAAUUGGUACUUUUUCCUUAACUGGGUAUUUUUCUCUAUUGUUCAUUAUGCAAGCAGAAGAACAAAGUAUAGAGGGAAGGUUGUUUAUGCUUCAUUGUUUGGAGUUGGAGCACCUGAAGCUUUAGUAAUUGGAGUUGUAGCUUUAUUGGUUUUUGGUCCUAAAGGGCUUGCUGAGGUUGCUAGAAAUUUGGGUAAAACAUUGCGUGCUUUUCAGCCUACCAUUAAGGAGCUUCAGGAAGUUUCUAGAGAAUUCAAAAGCACCCUGGAGCGGGAGAUUAGUCUUGAUGAUGAUCCGAUUCAAGCGAGAAAUACAUUUGAACGAAAAAUGGAAAAUUAUACCUCAAAUUUAUCGGUUUCCACCCCAGACGAGUCUCAAACUGUGCCUAUAACUGAUCCAAAUGUUGCAACGUCUAACAAUGCUUAUUCCACCGAGGAUUACUUAAAGAUCACGGAGGAGCAGCUGAAAGCACAGCAGGAAGCCAUGUCCCCUCCAUCCGUGACCCAGCUUCAACACGAGACUCCACCUGAAGCUUUGCAGCAGGAUGACUUGUCCUCUCCACCUGAAUCGCAGAUUGAACCUCAGAUUCAGGCACAAGCUAUGAAGCAAGAUGUUUCAUCUCCCCCAGAAAACUCAACCGUUCCUGAAAGUCAGCCUCAAGAUGCUCAAAAAACGACGACUGCAGCAACUGUGGUACAAAGACCCAAGAGCGAGUCAUGAUGUAAUCCUCGAGGUUGCUUGGUUUCAAAUUAUACAUGGAGAUUUCUGAAUUGAUCAUGUUUAGCUAAUUUUUGACCUUCAUGAGCCUUGUAAAGUCAGUGAUGCUCCCAUUUUGCCUCACCUAUCAGACUUUUACUUGGACGUAUGUACUGCCUAAACCAUUCACGUUGUAGCAGUUUUUAUGUUUGUCGUAUGUGUAUUUUGUACGAUAUUGUUUCUAAUGCAAAGCAGCAAUGCCAUGAAGACAGUGAUUGUUCUUCGGUGUAGCAGUCUCCGGCGUUUUUGCUCUUUAAAUUCUAAGUCUCUUGUAAUUAUAGACUGAAUAUUAGAAUUACUUUUUGGUUAUACGUGUA
Molecule: messenger RNA, 1268 nt
Organism: Amaranthus tricolor (Joseph's coat)
Lineage: Eukaryota; Viridiplantae; Streptophyta; Magnoliopsida; Caryophyllales; Amaranthaceae
Product: sec-independent protein translocase protein TATB, chloroplastic-like
Exons: 10
Coding region: 1-915 (304 amino acids)
Biological process (GO): protein transport by the Tat complex
Cellular component (GO): membrane
Source: RefSeq, a predicted model, not a curated record